CACAUAUUAAUGGAGUCGGGGGGUGAGUAGGAAACUCCCACUGGAGGCGUCGUUUGUGUGUCUCUCUCUCUCUCUCUGUGUGUGUGUGUGUGUGUGUGUGUAUGUGUGUGUGUUGGGACAGCACCGUUCCCACGUUGCUCUCUCCGGUUGGACUUUAGCAGCGGACGGUUACCGGAGGGAUGAACUCAGACUGAGGCUGUGAGGCGUUUACGGACCUUAAACUCUCCAAUGAGGUUUAUUAUUAACGUCGCGAUAUAAACGGUGGAGCCGCUGGUUGAGUGAGUUCGCGGUCUGGAAGUCUCAGUAAGUUGAUGUGUUAGGACAUGAUGUCGUCCCCCCGCUGCUUCCAGCUGCUGCUGUUCUGCAUCCUGCUGGUUCUGCUGGUCCAGUUUCCUCGGGCUCAGUCCAGACCGGCCACAGAGGACACAGACACAGCCGACGCAGUGAAAUCCUCUGAAGACGAAGAAGACGAUGAGUCAUCCUCGGAGGAAAACAAACUGUCCAACGAGCUGUCAACAAGCAACGAGAAGCUCCAGCCGUUGGCGCCGCAGUGGGUAAUGCCAGAGAAGAUGGAGAAGCAGCUUCACGCCGUACCAGCCAGCAGGACUGUGAAGUUUCGAUGCCAGGCGAUGGGAAACCCAGUUCCCUCCCUGCGCUGGUACAAGAACGGGAAAGAGUUCAGGAAGGACCAAAGAAUCGGAGGGUUCAAGAUCAGAGACCACAUGUGGACACUAAUAAUGGAGUCAGUGGUCCCGUCGGAUAAAGGGAACUACACCUGUGUGGUGGAGAAUGAAUAUGGGAGUCUCAAACACACCUACCUGCUGGAUGUAGUUGAGCGUUCUCCUCACAGACCGAUCCUGCAGGCCGGUCUGCCGGCGAACCAAACCGCAGUGGUUGGCAGUGACGUAGCGUUUGUGUGUCGCGUGUUCAGCGACCCGCAGCCUCACAUCCAGUGGCUCAAACACAUCACCGUCAACGGCAGCAGAGAGGGACCGGAUGGACACCCAUACGUCCUCAUUCUCAAGACUGCAGGUUUGAACACAACAGAUAAAGAAAUGGAGGUUUUGACUCUGAGGAACGUAACUCUGAACGAUGCUGGAGAGUACACCUGCCUGGCGGGAAACUCCAUCGGGGUGUCUCAUCACUCUGCGUGGCUCAACGUGGUCGACGGUACGUUGCGAUGUUCAGAAACCAAAGUUAAAGCGGCGACGCUGAUGGUUCGACCGUCUGCUGAUGUUUGUGCUCUAACGUCUCUCCCCCCAGACCUGCCCCCCGCCCCGCUGCCCUCUCAGACGUACUUGGAGAUCUUCAUCUACUGCCUCGGGUUUAUCAUCAUCAUCAUCCUCAUGGCCACAGCGGUCAUCUGCAGACUCUGCUGCGCCCCAAAGAAGAGCGAUUUCAACAGCCAGUUAGCUGUCCAGAAGCUAGCCAAGAGCAUCCCUCUGAGGAGACAGGUGUCCGUCGAGUCCUCGUCCUCCCAUCAGUCCGGGAUGUGUUUGAUGCGCCAGUCUCGUCUCUCCAGCGCGGCCACCACCAUCCUGGCAGGAGUGUCGGAGUAUGAACUUCCCUACGAUCCCGUCUGGGAGCUGCCACGAGACAGGCUGACUCUGGGGAAGCCUCUGGGUGAAGGCUGCUUUGGUCAGGUGGUUCUGGCGGAGGCCAUCGGCGUCGACAAAAAUAAACCCACACGCCUCACGAAGGUGGCUGUGAAGAUGCUCAAAGCGGACGCCACAGAGAAGGACCUGUCUGACCUGAUCUCUGAGAUGGAAAUGAUGAAGAUGAUCGGCAAACACAAGAACAUCAUCAACCUGCUGGGCGCCUGCACUCAGGACGGCCCUCUGUACGUGGUGGUGGAGUACGCCUCGCAGGGCAACCUGAGGGAGUACCUGCGCACCCGUCGCCCGGUCGGGUUGGAGUACUGGAGCGGCUCCCGGCAGGUCUCUCUGGGCAGUCUGGAGAUCAGGGAGCUGGUGUCUGCUGCGUACCAGGUGGCCAGAGGAAUGGCGUACCUGGCGUCGAAGAAGUGUAUUCACAGAGACCUGGCAGCCAGGAACGUGUUGGUCACCGAGGAUAACGUGAUGAAGAUCGCCGACUUCGGUCUGGCCCGAGAUAUCCACCACAUCGACUACUACAAGAAGACCACGAACGGUCGUCUGCCGGUGAAGUGGAUGGCACCAGAAGCUUUAUUCGACCGCGUUUAUACGCACCAAAGCGACGUGUGGUCAUUCGGGGUCCUGCUGUGGGAAAUCUUCACCCUCGGGGGGUCUCCUUACCCCGGCGUCCCCGUGGAGGAGCUCUUCAAGCUGCUGAAGGAGGGACAUCGCAUGGAGAAACCCUCCGCGUGCACGCAGGAGCUGUAUCUGAUGAUGAGAGACUGCUGGCACGCCGUCCCGUCUCGCCGGCCGACCUUCCAACAGCUGGUGGAAGAUUUAGACCGCACGCUUUCUCUCAUGGCUAACCAGGAGUACCUGGACCUCUCCGUUCCUCUGGUCCAGUAUUCUACAGUGGCGUCUCAUUCCUGCUCCACAUAGGCGUUCUGGGACCUCUUCCCCUUCCUGGAUCACCUUCAUCCCGCUUCCUGUGCUGCGUGGGGCGGCGGGCGCGGCGGCGGUCCCAGACGAGGCCCGGGCCGGACGGAGGAGCUCAGAACCGCCGUCUAUCAGCAGCAGCAGCAGCAGCCUGAUGUGAAGAACAGCUGGACUGAGCUGGACUCCCCAGCAAAGGCCUCAGGAAGCCGCUCGCUCAUACCGGGUGUAAAGACUGAGUCCACCCACUGACUGAGGACUGAGAGCGGCUCUGCAUUAAUAAUAAUGCUCUCUGUGUGAAUACUGUAAAUAAUAGUUUGUGCUAUAUGGAAGAAAUAUGACGUAUAAAGGGAGCAAUAGAUACUAAAAUAAUAACUGAUUGAAUAUAAUAAAUAAAUCUAUAAAUGUGUAACAUUUCACUUUUUAUUUUUAACUCCUUCAGAAAUAAUAUUUACUCAUUUAUAGAUUUAUUUAAGUUCUCAUUCAUGUAUUUAUUUCCCACUAAUAUUAAUGUGUUUGUCAGUGAGGUUUGGUCCUCCGCAGUAAUGUUGCCAAAGAAAAGAUGUCUGCCAGUGUUACAGUCCAACAUUGCACUUAUUCCUCCCGCUGAUUACGGAACAUGCUUCUAGUUGAAUGUUUUAAAUGAUUAACAGUAUUAUUAAAAACACUUUGGAAUAUUUA
Messenger RNA from Dicentrarchus labrax (European seabass), 3206 nucleotides. It is a transcript of the gene fgfr1b, whose product is annotated as fibroblast growth factor receptor 1b. The coding region runs from base 324 to 2531 and encodes 735 amino acids. Lineage: Eukaryota; Metazoa; Chordata; Actinopteri; Moronidae. Gene Ontology annotation, molecular function: fibroblast growth factor receptor activity; fibroblast growth factor binding; ATP binding. The transcript is spliced from 16 exons. The record is from RefSeq and is a predicted model, not a curated record. Gene Ontology annotation, cellular component: membrane; signaling receptor complex. Gene Ontology annotation, biological process: positive regulation of cell population proliferation; multicellular organism development; fibroblast growth factor receptor signaling pathway.